AGAUCGACUGUUUGGCCCCGCCUACUGAUCCGCAUCUCCGUUUAAAUGAUGUUCUCAAGCUUUUCUGUCUAAUUUGGACUGUUCGUCUUUGGAGUACCUCACUGUCACAGGACUCUCCAAACCCUAACUUUCCAAAUCGCGUCAAGUUUUCAUCAGCAUUUUGUCGUAACCCAGCACCAAGAUGACGAAAAAGACCCUGAGUGAGGACGAGAAAUUCCUUUUCUUGGACAAAGACUUCAUUAACAGCCCCGUCGCCCAGGCAGAUUGGGCAGCCAAAAAGCUGGUAUGGGUCCCCUCUGAGAAACACGGUUUUGAGUCGGCUAGCAUCAAAGAGGAACGUGGCGAUGAGGUACUGGUGGAGCUGGUGGACAAUGGAAAGAAAAUCACGGUCAACAAGGAUGACAUCCAGAAGAUGAACCCACCCAAGUUCAGCAAGGUGGAGGAUAUGGCAGAACUCACCUGCCUGAAUGAAGCCUCUGUCCUACACAACCUGAGGGAGAGAUACUUCUCCGGACUUAUCUAUACAUACUCCGGGCUGUUUUGCGUCGUGGUGAACCCCUAUAAAAUGCUGCCAAUCUAUUCUGAGAAGAUCAUUGAAAUGUACAAAGGCAAAAAGCGCCAUGAGGUCCCUCCCCAUAUCUACUCCAUAACGGACAACGCCUACAGGAACAUGAUGCAAGAUCGAGAGGACCAGUCUAUUCUUUGCACUGGUGAAUCAGGUGCUGGGAAGACAGAAAACACCAAGAAAGUCAUCCAGUAUUUGGCUGUAGUGGCCUCGUCCCACAAAGGCAAGAAGGACACGAGCGCUCAACAUGCAGGACAACAGUUUGCCUAUGGUGAGCUGGAAAAGCAGCUACUGCAGGCCAAUCCAAUUCUAGAGGCCUUUGGUAAUGCCAAGACCAUCAAGAAUGACAACUCUUCCCGAUUCGGCAAAUUCAUCCGCAUUAACUUUGAUGUGACAGGUUUCAUAGUUGGGGCCAACAUAGAGACCUAUCUGUUGGAGAAAUCUCGUUGUAUCAGACAAGCAAAAACUGAAAGAACUUUCCACAUCUUCUACUACAUGGUAGCUGGCGCACAGGACAAAUUACGUGAGGAGCUUUUGCUUGAAAACUUCAACAACUACCGCUUCCUCUCGGCUGGCCAUGUCCAGAUUCCAGGCAACCAGGAUGAUGAAAUGUAUGUAGAAACCAUGGAGGCCAUGGAUAUCAUGGGCUUCACUGUUGAAGAAAGAACAGAUGUCCUCAAAGUUGUCUCGACUGUGCUGCAGUUGGGUAACAUUGAGUUUAAGAAAGAGAGGAACCAGGAACAGGCUACCAUGCCAGACAACACAGCUGCCCAGAAAGUUUGCCAUCUCCAAGGCAUUAAUGUGACAGACUUCACUAGAGCCAUUCUGACGCCACGUAUUAAAGUGGGGCGUGAGGUUGUGCAAAAGGCCCAAACCAAAGAACAGGCUGAUUUUGCCAUUGAAGCUUUAGCUAAAGCCAUGUAUGAGCGUUUGUUCCGUUGGAUCCUUCUAAGAGUUAACAAGGCACUGGACAAGACGAAACGACAGGGUGCCUCAUUCCUUGGGAUCUUGGACAUUGCUGGUUUUGAGAUCUUUGAGGACAAUUCCUUUGAGCAGCUCUGCAUCAACUACACCAAUGAGAAGCUUCAGCAGCUGUUCAACCACACCAUGUUCAUCCUGGAGCAGGAGGAGUACCAGCGUGAAGGCAUUGAAUGGAACUUCAUUGACUUUGGGCUGGAUUUGCAGCCUUGCAUUGAGCUUAUUGAGAGGCCGAACAAUCCUCCAGGCAUCCUGGCUCUGUUGGAUGAAGAAUGUUGGUUUCCAAAGGCAACAGAUAUCUCCUUUGUGGAGAAGCUUUGCAACACUCAUGCUAAUCAUACUAAGUUUGCUAAACCUAAGCAACUGAAGGACAAGACAGAAUUCUCUGUGCUUCACUAUGCAGGACGGGUGGACUACAAUGCCACAGCAUGGCUGACCAAGAACAUGGAUCCUUUAAAUGACAAUGUUACAGCACUGCUGAAUAAUUCCUCCAAUCCAUUUGUGCAAGACCUGUGGAAGGAUGUUGACCGUGUGGUUGGAUUGGAAACCAUUGCCAAAAUGUCAGACACCACCGGACCUGGUGCCUCUAAGACCAAGAAGGGCAUGUUCCGUACUGUGGGCCAGCUUUACAAAGAGUCUCUGGCCAAACUAAUGACCACACUGCACAACACGCAGCCAAACUUUGUCCGCUGCAUUAUCCCUAAUCAUGAGAAACGGGCAGGAAAGCUGGAUGCCCACCUGGUGCUCGAACAGUUGAGGUGUAAUGGUGUGCUGGAGGGUAUUCGUAUUUGCCGCCAAGGAUUCCCCAACAGAAUUGUCUUCCAAGAGUUCAGACAGCGGUACGAGAUCUUGGCACCAAGUGCUAUUCCAAAGGGCUUCAUGGAUGGCAAGCAGGCCUGCUGUCUGAUGAUCAAGCACCUGGACCUGGACCCAAACCUGUACCGUAUUGGUCAGAGCAAAAUCUUCUUCCGCACAGGAGUCCUGGCCCAGCUUGAAGAGGAGCGUGACCUGAAGAUCACAGUCAUAAUCAUUGCCUUCCAGGCACAGGCCAGGGGAUUCCUAGCUAGAAAGGCCUUUGCUAAGAGACAGCAACAGCUAACAGCUAUGAAGGUGAUCCAGAGGAACUGUGCUGCUUAUCUGAAACUCAGGAACUGGCAGUGGUGGAGACUCUUCACCAAGGUGAAGCCUCUCCUCCAAGUGACACGCCAAGAAGAGGAGAUGAGUCUAAAAGAGGAGGAGCUCCAUAGAGCCAAAGAAUCUGCACAAAAAUUUGAGACAGAGCUAAAAGACAUUACACUGAAACAUACACAGCUUGUAGAAGAAAGGAACCAGCUCCAGGAGAAGUUGCAGGCUGAGACGGAGCUCUACGCAGAGGCGGAGGAAAUGAGAGUACGGUUAGCUACCAAGAAGCAAGAACUUGAGGAGAUCUUGCAUGAGAUGGAGGCCAGGUUGGAGGAGGAGGAAGAUCGUGGUGCAGCUCUACAAAUGGAAAAGAAGAAAAUGCACGAUCAGAUCAAAGAUCUUGAGGAACAUCUUGAGGAGGAGGAAGAUGCUCGUCAGAAGUUGCAACUGGAGAAGGUUACCUGUGAUGCCAAGAUCAAGAAGUUAGAGGAUGAUAUCCUGGUGAUGGAGGACCAAAACAACAAAUUGCAGAAGGAGAGGAAGCUUCUAGAAGAAAGGGUAGCAGAUUUUAGCUCAAACCUAGCUGAAGAAGAAGAAAAAUCCAAAAACCUGACAAAGCUGAAGAAUAAGCACGAGUCAAUGAUCUCAGAACUGGAGGUUCGCUUGAAGAAAGAGGAAAAGACUCGACAGGAGCUGGAAAAAUCCAAGAGAAAGUUGGAGGCUGAAUCAAAUGACCUUCAGGAGCAGAUUGCUGACCUCCAAGCUCAGAUUGCUGAUCUGAAAGCCCAGCUUGCUAAAAAAGAGGAGGAACUUCAGGCUGCGCUGGCACGAUUGGAGGAUGAGACAGCUCAGAAAAACAAUGCACUGAAGAAGAUCAGAGAGCUGGAGGGACACAUCUCAGAUCUUCAGGAGGACCUAGAAUCAGAGCGGGCUGCCCGGAAUAAGGCUGAAAAGACCAAGAGAGACUUGGGAGAAGAGCUUGAAGCUCUCAAAUCAGAGCUGGAGGACACACUGGACACCACAGCCACUCAGCAGGAGCUCAGAGCCAAACGUGAGCAGGAGGUGACUCUUUUGAAGAAAGCCAUGGAGGAGGAGAGCCGUGUCCAUGAGGCUCAGGUGCAUGAGAUGAGACAGAAACACACCCAAGCUUUGGAGGAGCUUACAGAGCAGCUGGAGCAGUCCAAGAGGGUGAAGUCAAAUCUGGAGAAAGCCAAGCAAGCUCUGGAGAAGGAGACAUCAGAACUCCACGUGGAGAUCCGUUCUCUUACUCAGAGCAAACAGGAUGUGGAACACAAGAGAAAGAAGGUGGAAGGACAGCUUGCUGACCUGCAGUCUCGUUUCAAUGAGAGCGAGAGGCAGAAAGCCGAGCUGGGGGAUCGGGUCUCUAAAAUCACUGUGGAACUAGAGAGCGUUACCAACCUUCUCAAUGAAGCAGAGGGCAAAAACAUAAAACUUAGCAAGGAUGUGGCUAGCUUAUCUUCUCAACUGCAAGAUACACAGGAGUUGCUGGCUGAGGAGACAAGACAAAAGCUGCAGUUCUCCACCAAGCUACGUCAAAUGGAAGAUGACCGUAAUUCCCUUCAGGAGCAGCUUGAGGAGGAAUCAGAAGCAAAGAGGAAUGUGGAAAGACAUGUUACGACAUUGAACAUGCAGCUCUCUGACUUCAAGAAGAAGCUGGAAGAGGUGACAGGUAAUGCAGAACUUUUAGAGGAAGGUAAAAAGCGGCUGCAGAGAGACCUGGAGGCGACCAAUACUCAGUUUGAGGAGAAGGCAGCAGCCUACGACAAGCUUGAGAAGACCAAGAACAGACUGCAACAGGAGCUGGAGGAUACGCUGAUGGAUUUGGACAACCAGAGACAGCUGGUGUCCAACCUUGAGAAGAAACAGAAGAAGUUUGAUCAGAUGCUUGCUGAAGAGAAGAGCAUCUCUAGUAAGUAUGCAGAUGAACGAGAUCGCGCAGAGGCCGAGGCCAGAGAGAAGGAGACCAAGGCUCUGUCUUUAGCUAGAGCUCUCGAAGAAGCUCAAGAAUCUCGUGAGGAGCUCGAAAGAGCAAAUAAAGCCCUUCGUGCUGAAAUGGAGGACCUGGUCAGCUCCAAAGACGAUGUGGGCAAGAAUGUGCAUGAGCUUGAGAAGUCCAAACGUGGCCUGGAGGCUCAGGUAGAAGAGAUGAAGACUCAGCUGGAAGAGCUGGAGGAUGAAUUACAGGCUGCAGAGGAUGCCAAACUCCGUCUGGAAGUCAACAUGCAGGCUCUGAAGGCUCAGUUUGAGCGAGAUCUUCAGGGCAGAGAUGAACAAGGGGAGGAGAAGAAGAGGCAGCUGGUCAAACAGGUGCGUGAGCUGGAAACUGAACUUGAAGAUGAGCGUAAGCAAAGGACGGCAAUAGCUGCUUCCAAGAAGAAGCUGGAGGGAGACAUAAAGGAUCUUGAGGGCCAGAUUGAAACAUCUAACAAGGGACGAGAAGAGGCCAUCAAGCAGCUUCGCAAGCUUCAGGCUCAAAUGAAAGACUACCAAAGAGAGCUUGAUGAUGCCCGAGCUGCCAGGGAGGAAGUUCUAUCCAGUGCCAAGGAGAAUGAGAGGAAGGCCAAGAGUCUGGAGGCUGAACUUCUACAGCUUCAAGAGGACUUGGCUGCAGCUGAGAGGUCUAAGAAGCAAGCUGAAGCCGAGAGAGAUGAACUGGCUGAUGAGCUGGCCAGUAAUGCAUCUGGAAAAUCUGCGCUGUCUGAUGAGAAGAGAAGGCUAGAAGCGAAGAUCCAACAGCUGGAGGAGGAGCUAGAAGAAGAGCAGGGCAAUAUGGAGAUGAUUAAUGACAAGCUGAGGAAGAGUGUCCAGCAGGUUGACCAACUCACCAACGAGCUCCAGGCCGAACGCGCCACAUCCCAAAAGAAUGACAGCGCCAGGCAGCUGAUGGAGAGGCAGAAUAAGGAGCUGAAAGCUAAACUCCAGGAGAUGGAGAACCAAGUCAAAUCCAAAUUUAAGUCCUCCAUCUCUGCUCUUGAGGCCAAAGUGGCACAACUCGAGGAGCAACUUGAGCAGGAGAACAGAGAAAAGCAGAACACAGCAAAGGCAGUUCGCCAAAAGGAUAAGAAACUGAAGGAGUUCAUGACCCAAGUGGAAGAUGAACGAAAACAAGCAGAACAAUACAAAGACCAGGCGGAUAAGGCGAACGCUCGCGUCAAACAGCUGAAGAGGCAGUUGGAGGAGAGCGAGGAGGAGUCCCAGAGAAUCACCGCGGCCCGCAGGAAGCUUCAGAGAGAGCUGGAUGAGGCCACAGAGGCCAAUGAUGCCAUGAGCCGUGAGGUCUCUUCCCUCAAGAGCAAACUCAGGCGAGGCAACGAGCCAUCAUCCUUCAGCAGUACACCAAGGCGCACAGGUGGUGGCAGACGCGGAAUGAUCGACAGCUCAGACGCCGCAGAGGAUGAUGCCGACAUGCAGGGCGACUACAAUGGAACCAAAUCUAGUGAAUAGAAGCCUCGCACCGUACUGUUCAAACAUGGUAUUCUUAUCUUUAAAAGACCUUUUUAAUCAAAGAACCACAAAUGUCAUUAUUUAGAUCAUAAUUAUGUUUGACUGCAACAAAGCACUGCUGUUUGGCCAGUCAUGAUUUAAUAGUUUUUUUUAAUUAUUAUUAUUAUUACAAUUGAUAUUUUAUUUACCACAACCCUCAAUUUCUCUUUUGUGGCUGCAGAUCUGCUCAUAUUCCAGUAUAGCACCAUAAGACCUACUAUUUCUUUUUAGGUUCUUUGUUAUUCUUAAACAUCUGAAUGAAACCUGAUGGUCCUAAGACCUAGUAUUGUCCCUUAAAAGACCAUCUGUCUCAUUUUUAUGUCUCAACUGCAGGUAAAUGGCUGUUCACUGUUUCGUACUGCAUAACUGUCCCUGAAUAUACUGCACUUUCUCAUUUAUUUGAUAUAUACUCCUGCAAUACAUACAGCUCGGACAUUGUCCGAUGAAAUUACAGAGCAAUUCUGGAGGACACUUUGACAGAUUUUUUUAGUGUGUCGUGGUGUCAAGUUUACUUAAUUUUCAUUACUGUAGAGACACCAAGUAAAUGUGGUUAUUGGGUUUCAGUAGAUUGCAGCCUCAAGAAAGCGGCUAAAUUUAAACUGUCCCUAAAGGUGUGUGUUGUGCAAGAAACAUGAUUGUAAAACUUGCAAAACAUUGUCAUACCUUAUCAUACAGUCAGGUACCUUGGAAAACUUUGUAAUUUUCUACAGUAUUUUAUGUUCCCUCUGAAUGUUUACUAUAAAACAAGACUUUUAAAAAGACAAAUAUUAUGGAUUUAAUUUCAAUAUUUGAAACAGACACACUGAAAGCAAUUCAAAUCCAUUCUGUCACAUAGAUGUCUAUUGACAGAAAAUGCCUGUAAAAGAACUUUGAAAUUAUAUAAAUAUAUAUAUAAAAUUUUAUUUUUCCAUUAAUUUCACUUGGCACAAACAAUUUACAAUAGGUUGGGAAUGACAUGCCAUUGGAUUUAUUCACAGUAUCUACUUUUAUCUAUUCAUUUGUGAAACCACAUGCACAUGAAAUAAAGUCUGAAAAAAAGAA
This is a messenger RNA of Labeo rohita (rohu), 7210 nucleotides long. RefSeq names its product myosin, heavy chain 11a, smooth muscle (gene myh11a). Gene Ontology annotation, molecular function: ATP binding; actin filament binding; cytoskeletal motor activity. Gene Ontology annotation, cellular component: myosin complex. Bases 182 to 6130 code for a protein of 1982 amino acids. The transcript has 42 exons. Lineage: Eukaryota; Metazoa; Chordata; Actinopteri; Cypriniformes; Cyprinidae. The record is from RefSeq and is a predicted model, not a curated record.